UUAUUCAAUGGAAUCUCAUGCUGUUCACAUUCACAUGAAAUGUGAAGAUAUGAAUCAAGCAGUACAAUGUGAAAAUGGUAUUGCAGUGGUUGGGAACUUCUUACAGGUGACAAAAGAUGACAAUAAUGAUUUAUUGGCAAUAACUAAUAAUUUGAAAAAAGUUAUAAAAACUAAUUCAGAGGCUGAAAUUUCAGCUGAUUGUUUUCAAUGGCUCCAGAACAAUUCUGAAAAUGAAUAUUAUACUUAUCCUGGUUCUUUGACAACACCCCCAAAGAGCAAAACUGUGACAUGGAUUGUAUUUCCGAAUCCUAUUCAUAUUUCUCAUUCUCAAGUAAAAUGUUUUCGACAACUUACAAAUGAAGAGGAUCAU
This is a messenger RNA of Gryllus bimaculatus (two-spotted cricket), 370 nucleotides long. The record is from the annotation of a GenBank genome assembly. Lineage: Eukaryota; Metazoa; Arthropoda; Insecta; Orthoptera; Gryllidae.